AUGCAUUUGGCUUGUCAAAAAAAUUUGGAAACACCAAACGAUCCUAAUCUGCCAUUACCACUGAGUUUUGGUGUUGCAAAUUUUUUUGACAAGCCAAAUGCAUCAUCGCAAAAGAACAAUUUUUUUUUAUUGCAUUUGGCUUGCCCAAAAAAUUUGGAAAUACCAAAACUCAGUGGUAAUGGCAGAUUAGGAUCUUUUGUCAAAAUUUUUUCUGGCAGACCAAGAAUGGCUCCUUAG
This is a messenger RNA of Blepharisma stoltei, 237 nucleotides long. Lineage: Eukaryota; Ciliophora; Heterotrichea; Heterotrichida; Blepharismidae. The record is from the annotation of a GenBank genome assembly.